AUGGAGGUUCAAGUCUUGGCAAGUCGCAGUCCCGACCACAAUCCUAUUCUUGUUGUGCUCAACAAAAAGAAGGUUGGAGGAAGGAGGGACGCAGGGCUGUUUCGCAUAGAAGAUAGUUGGUCGGCGAGGGAAGAUUUCAAAGAGGUGGUGCAUAAGGCAUGGAAAGCAAAGCCAAGACGAGAUAAUCAAUGGGAAACAAUUAAAGGAAAGUUGACGUCAUGUAAAAGAGUGAUUCAAAUAUGGGUGAAAAAGAAUGCAAAAGCUAAUAAUAGGCUCAUCAAUGCAAAGACUAAGGAGCUGGAGGCCAUUCAAAGGGGACAAGGAGGCGAUGGGGAGGAGAAAGUCAUUAAAGAUGCUAUUAAUGAAUUACUGGAACAAGAAGAAUUAUCAUGGAAACAAAGGGCGAAAGAGGAGUGGUUAAGGCAUGGAGACAGGAAUACUAAGUAUUUUCUCGCAUGUGCCACGCAAAAGAGGAGACAAAACACCAUUGAUCAAAUCCGGGAUGCAGAGGGGAAGCUGUGCACCAUGGUUACUGCCAUAGAAGAAGCAUUUGUGCGGUUCUAUAAGGAGUUGUUCACCACAGCUGGUCCACGUAACAUUUAA
Messenger RNA from Corylus avellana, 603 nucleotides. The record is from RefSeq and is a predicted model, not a curated record. Lineage: Eukaryota; Viridiplantae; Streptophyta; Magnoliopsida; Fagales; Betulaceae.